AUGAAGACCGUUGCCAUUGCCGUCGUGGCUGGCGCCCUCGCCACAUCUGUUGCCGGCUCUGCCACUCCCGUCCAGAAGCGUGCCGAUGUCACAUCCAUCACUGUCAAGGGAAAUGCUUUCUGGCAGGGCAACAAGCGUUUCUACAUCCGCGGUGUCGACUACCAGCCUGGUGGCGCAUCGGAUGCAAAGGACCCCAUCGCCGACGAGGCCGGCUGCAAGCGCGACAUCGCCAAGUUCAAGGAGCUCGGCAUCAACACCGUCCGCGUGUACACGGUCGACAACACCGCCGAGCACGACACAUGCAUGAACGCCCUCGCCGAUGCCGGCAUCUACCUCGCCCUCGACGUCAACACCCCCAAGUACUCGAUCAACCGCGCCUCUCCCCAGGUCUCGUACAACAAGGAGUACCUCCAGAGCGUCUUCGCCACUGUCGACAAGUUCGCCGCCUACCCCAACACCCUCCUCUUCUUCUCCGGCAACGAGGUCAUCAACGACGAUGCCACCACCAACUGCGCCCCCUUCGUCAAGGCCGUCACCCGUGACAUCAAGUCGUACAUGAACGCCCGCAAGCUGCGCAAGGUCCCCGUCGGCUAUAGCGCUGCAGACGUCGAGUCCAACCGCUACUUGAUGGCCGACUACAUGAACUGCGGUGAGGACGCCGUCCGCUCCGACUUCUACGCCUUCAACGACUACUCCUGGUGCGACCCCAACACGUUCACCGGCGCUGGCUGGGACCAGAAGGUCCAGAAGCUCGGCAACUACAGCAUCCCCAUCUUCCUGUCCGAGUUUGGCUGCAACACCAACAAGCGCCAGUUUAACGAGGUCAAGUCCAUCUACAGCACCGACAUGUCGUCUGUCUACUCCGGAGGUCUCGUCUACGAGUACUCGCAGGAAGACUCCAACUACGGUCUGGUUAAGAUUGACGGCUCCAGCGUCACAGAGCUCGCCGACUUCACCACCCUCAAGAACGCCUACGCCAACGCUACCGACCCCUCCGGCGACGGUGGCUACAAGUCCAGCGGCUCUGCUUCCACCUGCCCCUCCUCGUCCACGUCGUGGAACGUCACCAUCAGCGCGGACCAGCUUCCUGCCUUCCCCAGCGGUGCCAGCGACUACCUCAAGAACGGUGCCGGUACCGGCCCUGGUCUCGCGGGCGCUGGCUCCCAGUCCUCUGGCUCGCAGGAGACUGCCUUGGCUGGUGCUGGCGAUGGCGCUGUCACCUCUGGUGGCACUCCCGGUAGCACCGCUACUUCUUCUCCCAGCAAGGGUGCCGCUUCGGCUCUCCGCCCUGGCGAGUUCUCCUUCGCUCCCCUUGCCAUGGGCGCCAUUGUCCUCGUCUCGUCCCUCUUCGGUGGUCUCCUCGUCUUGUAA
Ascochyta rabiei is the source of this 1371-nucleotide messenger RNA. Its product is annotated as 1,3-beta-glucanosyltransferase. Gene Ontology annotation, biological process: fungal-type cell wall (1->3)-beta-D-glucan biosynthetic process. Lineage: Eukaryota; Fungi; Ascomycota; Dothideomycetes; Pleosporales; Didymellaceae. The coding region runs from base 1 to 1371 and encodes 456 amino acids. The record is from RefSeq and is a predicted model, not a curated record. Gene Ontology annotation, molecular function: 1,3-beta-glucanosyltransferase activity. The transcript has 4 exons. Gene Ontology annotation, cellular component: fungal-type cell wall; cytoplasm.